Gavia stellata (red-throated loon) is the source of this 1182-nucleotide messenger RNA. It is a transcript of the gene METTL6, whose product is annotated as methyltransferase 6, tRNA N3-cytidine. NCBI's taxonomy places the organism in Eukaryota, Metazoa, Chordata, Aves, Gaviiformes, Gaviidae. The record is from RefSeq and is a predicted model, not a curated record. The coding region runs from base 44 to 922 and encodes 292 amino acids. The transcript is spliced from 5 exons.
CCCUUGAGUCUUUGGCAUUUAUAUUUGUGUGAAAGAAUCUAGGAUGUUCCAAGAAAACACAUCAGCCAAUUGCUUAAAUAAAAUAACAACAUCUACUGAAGAUGGUGCUUUCCAAAAAAAGGGCCAUAGCGCAAGAAUCCUUAGCCCAGAAGAAGCUGAGAGUCUGGCAAAAGAUCAGGUUUUGGUGUCUGAGUUCAAGCAAUUAAAACUGGAGAAAGAGGCACAGAAGAACUGGGAUCUAUUUUACAAAAGAAACAGCACAAACUUCUUCAAAGACAGACAUUGGACAACCAGAGAGUUUGAAGAGUUAAAAGCAUGUCGGGAGUUUGCUGAUCAGAAACUGACCAUUCUGGAAGCAGGCUGUGGGGUUGGGAACUGCUUGUUUCCACUCUUAGAAGAAGAUCUGAAUAUUUUUGCAUAUGCCUGUGAUUUCUCUCCUAGAGCUGUUGAGUAUGUGAAGAAAAACACCUUAUACAGUCCUGAAAGAUGUAAAGUGUUCCAGUGUGAUCUUACUAAAGAUGAUCUUCUAGAAAAUAUACCAGCAGAUUCUGUGGAUGUUGUCACACUUAUAUUUGUGCUUUCUGCCAUUCAUCCUGACAAAAUGCAUCUUGUCUUGAAGAACAUUUACAAGGUAUUAAAACCAGGCAAGAGUGUCUUGUUCAGAGACUAUGGACUGUAUGAUCAUGCAAUGCUCAGGUUUAAAUCUGGCAGCAAACUUGGAGAAAACUUUUAUGUUAGACAAGAUGGGACAAGAUCGUAUUUUUUUACUGAAGAGUUCUUGUCUCAGCUUUUCAAGGCUGAGGGAUAUGAGCAAGUGGUCAAUGAAUACGUGCAACGAGAAACAGUGAAUAGGAAAGAAGACUUCCGUGUUCCAAGAGUUUUUCUUCAAAGCAAAUUUCAAAAGCCUUUCAGUAAGACAUAAGUUCUUGCUGACUAGCAAUAGCAUUGCUUGUUUGAAAUGGAAGCUAGCACGUAGUUUUUCCUUGUGUGUGCUCAUCUUUUUGGUAAACUGGAAAUGACUGCAUCCAGUACCUCUUGUUGGUUUUCAUCCUCAGAUACGAAGUACGAAUAUCAAUUCUAACUCAAAUUUAAGAUGGUUUAGUGAUGCAGGCAACCUGUUGAGUAUCUGUAUUCCUGCUUUUAAAGUAAAUCCUGUGCAGCGUUGUUGGAGGAUCAGGUAAA